This is a messenger RNA of Pomacea canaliculata, 1120 nucleotides long. RefSeq lists its product as uncharacterized. The record is from RefSeq and is a predicted model, not a curated record. Gene Ontology annotation, molecular function: protein binding. Bases 151 to 810 code for a protein of 219 amino acids. The transcript is spliced from 4 exons. NCBI's taxonomy places the organism in Eukaryota, Metazoa, Mollusca, Gastropoda, Architaenioglossa, Ampullariidae.
GCAGGAGAGGACAUUAUGGUAAGGCACCCAGCACGUGACCCUGUAACCCUGACACCGCCUACACUCUGAGCCCCUAGCGGCCAAAUAUUACUCUACAUCAAAGACAAUAUCGGAUUCACUUAAAUUACAAAUAUAUGUACAGACACGGCAAUGGCGCACCUUCAAGAAGCGCUGAAGAUCCGAGAACAAUACGGGUGGUGGCACUUCAACACAGCUUUAACCCAAACAAACCUUGCUCAAGUCUGCGUCUUGAGACACGACUUCCAGAGUGCGGCGGACUAUCUGCUGAAGUCCAGGAGCAUCCUAGCAAAGUGCACUCCCCAUCAUGAACAGCGCGGUCACGCGUCCCUGCUGUUGGCCCAUGUGUACGUCACACCGCCCCUCUAUGACCCCGGCCAGGUGAGUCGCUACCUGCAGGAGGUGCUGGAGGUGCUUGAUGUCAGGCAGCAGAGCCGCAGCUCGUCAGGCACGUUGAUGGUGUUGUCAUGUGCGGAGCAUUGCAUGCAGCUGGGCGGCUGGCGUUGGAGCGAGAUGGACCCCUACCUGAAGGUGGUUGAACAGCUGCUGAAGCAGUUUGAAGGCGACCUGUCUCCACAGCUCAAGGAGCACCAAGUCAUUUUUGAAAAAGUCAAGAAACUAGAAGGACAAGGGGACACCAUCAAAGCCGAGCAAGCUGAGGAACUGACGUCACACGUGGUGGCCGCCUGUCAUUUUUGCAACAUAUUUUACGACGAUAAAGACUUCAGAGAACUGUGGAGACGAGUGGAGAUGAACAUAGGUGAUCAGAUGAGAGUCUAUGAUCUCACGUAACAGCUGUGGACACCGAAGACACAUCUGCUUGGUGUGGACAUCCAGCCUCGUUUCCAGAUGUGCUUUUUGAAAUUAGUGUAAGAAAAGGAACAAAUUUGCGCAUGAAAUGAAUAGCGGAGCAGUGGGUGGAGGUAUGACCUCAGAUUGUAUGGCUUACUAUGUCGAUAUGUGGCGCAGUCUUCCAGAGAAGUUUUCUACAAUAAUCUACAUAACUCGAACUCUCGAGAUGCGAAUAAGUAUUCCUUCCAAAUGUAUGUGACUGAUUGGACAGUGUCGCUGAUGUCGGGUGGGAUACGAUUCGUCAAGCGUA